Molecule: messenger RNA, 414 nt
Organism: Fonsecaea nubica
Lineage: Eukaryota; Fungi; Ascomycota; Eurotiomycetes; Chaetothyriales; Herpotrichiellaceae
Exons: 1
Coding region: 1-414 (137 amino acids)
Source: RefSeq, a predicted model, not a curated record
AUGCUGCAUGAUACUAUUCUAGCCCUUGAGGAUGCAACCUGGAGAGCACUAACAUCCUCGGGAGCCGCACUACUGCCAUUCCUCAGUCACGAUUGUAUCAUGCUUUUCCCACUGGGAAUGAAAGUGUCCGCUAAAACGACACCGAAUCUUGAAGAUGUGAUGAAGAGCGAUGCGUUUGUACCAUGGAAACAGUUCAAGAUGAGCGAUGUGGAGGUUACACCAUUGGGACCAGAGGCAGCCCAAAUCAGUUAUCGAGUGAACGCGACCAGGCGGCAUGUGACGGCGGAUGACGAUACGAGACAGGACGAAUUCAGAGCAUUGAUCUCGAGCACCUGGAGGAAAGAUCCAGAAGCGGGAAAAUUCCUUAUGUGUGUCCACCAACAAACACCUUAUGAGGAGGAUCUGGACUUUUGA